AUGACCCUGUCAACCGCCUCAAUCUCCAGUGAACAGAAAAAUGCUCAGCUUCCAAUAAACCUCGUGCCGUAUAGGCUCAGCAUCAAUGAACUCGAAAGACUUUUUUCAACCGACCGUGCCAAUGGGUUAACCUCCAGCAAAGCCAAAGACCUCUUGGUCAAAUAUGGUGCCAACAACUUGGGCGAGGGUGCCUCGAUAUCCUUGGUCGGGAUUUUCAUCCACCAAGCAUGUAAUGCCAUGGUUAUGGUGUUGAUAAUCUCCAUGGUGAUCUCUCUUGCCAUGAAGGAUUGGAUUUCCGGAGGUGUAAUUGCAUUUGUGGUAUUUGUCAACAUCUUUGUUGGUUGCAUCCAGGAAUACAACGCCGAAAAGACAAUGUCCUCUCUCAAGUCUUUGUCUUCUCCGACCGCUAGAGUCAUCAGAGACGGCGAAGACCAGACUAUCCCGGCCGAAGAAGUCGUACCAGGUGACGUGUGUAUUGUUCAAGUUGGUGAUACCAUCCCCGCAGAUCUCCGUUUGUUUGACUGCAUGAACUUGGAGACGGACGAAGCCUUGUUGACCGGAGAAUCCUUGCCAAUCGCUAAGAUGCACAAGGAGGUCUAUAACGAGGAAAUCCCCGUAGGAGACCGUUUGAAUAUGGCGUACUCCUCUUCCACCGUCUCCAAGGGCCGUGGUACUGGGAUUGUCGUGUGCACCGGGUUGCAAACUGAAAUCGGCGCGAUCGCCCUGUCGUUACAGGAGAAGACGAGCCAUGUGCGUAGCGUGGAGGUUGACGAGCACGGCAACAAAUCUGGUUACUCCAGAGCUAUCUUUGGCACCAUCAAGGAUGUUGUGGGCGCUUUUCUUGGUACCUCUACCGGAACCCCGCUCCUGCGUAAACUUUCGGUGUUGGCCUGUGGCUUAUUCUGUAUCGCAGUGGUGUUUGCCAUAGUGGUUAUGGCCGCUCAGAAGUUCCACGUCACCUCGGAGGUGGGUAUCUACGCUAUUUGUGUAGCAUUAUCCAUGAUUCCAUCGUCCUUGGUGGUGGUGUUGACCAUUACCAUGGCCGUGGGCGCCAAGAUCAUGGCUUCCCGUAACGUUAUCGUCAGGAAGUUGGACUCCUUGGAAGCUUUGGGUGCUGUCAACGAUAUUUGUUCCGACAAGACUGGUACUUUAACCCAGGGCAAGAUGAUUGCCAGAAGUGUCUGGAUCCCUACCGUGGGUACCUACACCGUUCACGAAUCCAACGAGCCUUUCAACCCCACUGUGGGUAGCAUCAAGUUUAUUGAUGCCGCCCCCGCCGAGGUCAUGAACAGCGAAAAUGAUACCAUCACUUUUACCGCUGUUCCAACGCCAAACCCUCCACAUUUCCAACAAUGGUUGGAAACUGCCACCUUGGCCAACAUUGCCACGGUAUUCACCAGUCUUGACGAAGACGGCCAGGAAACCUGGAAGGCCCACGGUGACCCUACUGAGAUUGCCAUCCAGGUUUUCACCACCAGAAUGGACUUUCCCAGAUUAAAGUUAACUGAGGGCGACGAUUCCCAGUUUACCCAUUUGGCAGAAUUCCCGUUUGACUCCUCUAUCAAACGUAUGACCGCUGUUUACAAAGGUCUUGACGAAACCACCGUCUUCACCAAGGGCGCCGUCGAACGUGUGUUGGAGUGUUGUGACACUUGGUACGGAAAUAGCGGCUCCAACGAGACCCCUCAAAAGCUCACCGACGACGACAAGGCUUUUAUCGAAGAAAAUAUGAACGCCUUGUCGUCCGAAGGGCUCCGUGUGUUGGCCUUUUCCAGACGCGCCACUACCCCUGCCGAGGCCUCCAUGAACUGGGCCGGGAAGGUUGACAGAGCUGAUGUCGAAAAGAACUUGACUUUCCUCGGCUUGGUGGGUAUCUACGACCCACCGCGUCGUGAAACUGCAGGUGCCGUUAAGCAGUGCCACAAGGCGGGGAUUAACGUCCACAUGUUAACCGGCGACCAUCCUGGUACCGCCAAGGCUAUCGCCCAAGAAGUUGGAAUUUUGCCUCGUAACUUGCACAACUACGCCGAUGACGUGGUCAAGAUCAUGGUCAUGGCCGCUCCGGAUUUUGACAAGCUUUCUGAUGCAGAGGUUGACGCCUUGCCGGUGUUGCCAUUGGUUAUUGCCAGAUGUGCUCCUCAGACCAAGGUGAGAAUGAUCGAUGCCUUGCACAGACGCAAGAAGUUCUGCGCCAUGACCGGUGACGGUGUCAACGAUUCUCCGUCGUUGAAGAAGGCUGAUAUUGGUAUUGCCAUGGGUAUCACCGGAUCCGACGUGGCCAAGGAUGCCAGUGACAUUGUUCUUUCGGACGAUAACUUUGCCUCCAUCUUGAAUGCCAUCGAGGAAGGUCGCCGUAUGGCUGCCAAUAUCCAAAAGUUUGUGUUGCAGUUGUUGGCCGAGAACGUUGCCCAGGCGUUGUACUUAAUGAUUGGUUUGGUGUUCAUGGACGAGGACGGCUACUCUGUGUUUCCAUUGUCUCCUGUGGAAGUCUUGUGGAUUAUUGUCAUCACCUCUUGUUUCCCGGCCAUGGGUUUGGGUAAGGAGGCCGCGGCCGAUAAUGUCUUGGAAGUUCCACCUACUUCCAGUAUUUUUUCCUGGGAAGUGAUUAUUGAUAUGUUUGCCUAUGGUACCUGGAUGGCUGCCUGCUGCUUGUGUACCUUCAUCAUUAUUGUCUACGGCAAGGGUGAUGGUAAUUUGGGUAUAAGCUGUAACUCCACCUCCGGUGAAUUCUGUGACACCGUGUUCAAAGCCAGGUCUGGUUCCUUUGCCACCAUGACCUGGUGUGCGUUGGUGUUGGCCUGGGAAUGUAUUGACAUGCGUUUAUCCUUGUUCAAAAUGCACCCAGAAAGUGAAACCCCGUACACUCAGUUUUUCAAGGAUGUCUGGAAGAACCAGUUUUUGUUUUGGUCUGUCAUUGGUGGUUUCGUUUCGGUUUUCCCUGUUGUCUACAUUCCUGUCAUCAACGAUAAGGUGUUCUUGCACGCCCCAAUCAGCUGGGAAUGGGGCUUGGCCAUGGCCUUUACCGUCCUCUUCUGGGCUGGUGCCGAGUUCUACAAGUGGAUGAAGAGGAUCUUUUUCAGAAAGAGGGCUUAUUUGGAUGCUGUUAAUAACCCAGAGAAAGACUUGGAGAGAAAAUCGCCGUUUGAAACGUACAAGUCUUUCUCGAGGUCCAACACCAUGAACGUUUAG
Molecule: messenger RNA, 3189 nt
Organism: Babjeviella inositovora NRRL Y-12698
Lineage: Eukaryota; Fungi; Ascomycota; Pichiomycetes; Serinales
Exons: 2
Coding region: 1-3189 (1062 amino acids)
Biological process (GO): intracellular calcium ion homeostasis; calcium ion transmembrane transport
Cellular component (GO): plasma membrane
Molecular function (GO): ATP hydrolysis activity; P-type calcium transporter activity; ATP binding
Source: RefSeq, a predicted model, not a curated record